Oncorhynchus masou masou (cherry salmon) is the source of this 4231-nucleotide messenger RNA. Its product is annotated as phospholipid phosphatase-related protein type 3-like. Gene Ontology annotation, cellular component: plasma membrane. The transcript has 8 exons. The coding region runs from base 377 to 2626 and encodes 749 amino acids. The record is from RefSeq and is a predicted model, not a curated record. Gene Ontology annotation, molecular function: phosphatidate phosphatase activity. NCBI's taxonomy places the organism in Eukaryota, Metazoa, Chordata, Actinopteri, Salmoniformes, Salmonidae. Gene Ontology annotation, biological process: signal transduction; phospholipid dephosphorylation; phospholipid metabolic process.
UAUGAUGCAUCAUUGACAGCCCCCCGUUCCCCAUUGACGGAAUACUAGGGCUGUAAAUAGACAGGUUAUCAAUUAUUAUCUGUCAUCUAUCUAGCCAAGGUCAGGAGCGAGACCACAGUAUCCGAGGCAACCUUUUGAACCAGGAGCGGUGCAAGGCAUUUCUCGCUGAAUCGCCGGUGUUGCCCAAGUCAAAAGCCCCCUGAGGCCGGGGGAGUCGUGCAUUUUCACUCCACCAGAGCUGCACCCACUACACGCUUUCUUCGGGAUCGCUCCGUGUGAAACGCGAGCAGAAAAAAAGAAAGUGAAAUGGAACUGAGUGUCUGUGAGAAACGUUGACAGUAUUUCCACUUGCGGUUUGUCCACAUCAGACGCCACAAUGAUGAAUCCAAGAGACCCCAAGCCCAAGAAGAAACCGCCGAAAGACAGCUUGACUCUGUUGCCAUGCUUCUAUUUUGUAGAGCUGCCCAUUGUGGCUUCUUCUAUGGUGUCGCUCUACUUCCUGGAGCUAACGGACCUGCUCCAGCCUGCCCAGGUAGGCUUUCGUUGCCAUGACCGCAUGCUGAGCAUGCCCUACGUUGACGGUGGAGAUGAGCUCAUCCCUCUACUCAUGCUGCUCAGCCUGGCCUUCGCUGGCCCGGCCGCUUCGAUCAUGAUGGGGGAGGGCCUGGUCUACUUCAUGCAGUCACGCCUUAAGAUCCGCCCCGGGGUGGAGGGCAGCAUCAACGCCGGCGGGUGCAACUUCAACUCCUUCCUUCGGCGAACGGUGCGCUUCGUAGGUGUCCACGUGUUUGGGUUGUGUGCCACGGCUCUAAUGACUGAUGUGAUUCAGUUGGCCACAGGUUAUCACACUCCCUUCUUCUUGACUGUGUGCAAGCCCAACUACACACAGCCAGGGGUGGCCUGUGAUAAAAACCCCUACAUCACCAAGGACAUCUGCUCCGGUCACGACCAGCACGCCAUCGUCUCUGCCAGGAAAACCUUUCCCUCACAGCACGCAACCCUGUCUGCCUUUGCUGCUGUGUACAUAUCAAUGUACUUCAACUCAACCAUCUCAGACAGCACCAAGUUGCUGAAGCCAGUGUUGGUGUUUGCGUUUGCCAUCGUGGCGGCGCUAACCGGCCUCACCCAGAUCACCCAGUACCGCAGCCACCCCAUUGACGUCUACGUGGGCUUCAUCAUAGGGGCCGGCAUCGCUGCUUACCUGGCUUUCCAUGCCGUUGGCAACUUCAGGUCCUCCGACGACAUCAUCAUCAAGACAGCUCCGCCCCCCCAGAAGGAGGACGCCCUGCGAGCGCUGACCCAACGGGGCCACGACUCGGUCUACAACAAAGGUGUCGCCUCAGCAUCGGAGAGCGCCGACGAGAUCGCCGCGCCGCCCUCCCUGGACCGGCUGGAGGGCAUGGGGCGGCCGCUACAGCGCGAGAAAGCCUCUAUCGGAAGCUUGAAAAGGGCCAGUGUGGACGUGGAGCUCCUGGCGCCCCGCAGCCCCAUGGGCCAGCAGACCAUGGUGACCUUCAGCAACACGCUGCCCAGAUCUAGCAUGAACGCUAACGGGGGCCUGGGCGUUAACGGGGGCCCAGAGGAGUCCAUGAUGCCUACUCAACCCGUACAAAGGAGGCUCAAGGCUGUGCAAGUGCCCAUGGACCCCAUGCGCUCACAGCAGUUGGUGACGGAGUGGAAGCAGAAGUCCAUGGAGAUGCGAGGUCUGAGCCUUAGGGAUGAAGCCGAGCGAGAUGCCAGUGAGGAGGGCUCCGAAGGUGGGGAGGAAGGGUCCGAGGACGGGGGGCCACAGGCCUCGCUCUAUCCAUCUAUGGUGCAGUCCAACAGGGGAGUUUCUGCCGGUCCAAUCCCCGUCAGUGUGGGGCCUCCAGGUAGUGCCAGGGUGGUGGCAACUCCUAGACCCCCCCACAUCCCCGAGGCGGGUCCCCCGCCAGUGUCGCCCAAAAGCGCACUAACCCGCGCCAAGUGGCUGUCCAUCACAGAGAAGAGCGGUGGUGGCGGGUCGAUUCGCGGGGCACCCAACCAGCCGCGCAUCAUGCAGGUGAUCGCCAUGUCCAAGCAGCAGGGUCUCCUCCCUUCCUCCUCCUCAGGUGGCACGCCCAAGUCCUCCGAGACCACCUCCACCUCCUCCUGCACCUCCUCUACGGCCAGUGCCGAUUCGCCCCACUACCGCCCGCCCUCAGAGGCCCAGCGUGAUUCGGCCAUCAUCACCGUAGACGCCCAUGCCCCCCACCACCCGGUGGUGCACGGUGGCCCGCCCCCCUGCUCGGGCAAUGGGAACCCCUGGGAGUGGAGGGGCGCGUCCAACGGCAGCGACCCUCGAGACUCCUACGAGCUCAACGACCUGAACCGCGGCGACAGCGUUGGUGCUCGCGGCAGCACUGGCAGCUUCCGGCCACACCAGACCAUCUCGCCAUGCUCCUCCACCGGCGACGGAGACCCAGAGAUGCUUCCCCCUCUGCCCCUCCCCCACGCGGAGGUCCCCCACGACGGGAGAAGCCGGGAGUCCACUUUACGACGCAAGACUGCGCUAGUCCUCCUGGAGAGGGACAUUCAAUUUCAAAACAAGAGUGAGCAGGAGAACUACUAUAAAAAAAUACAGGGUGGCCGGAGGUAUAAGGAUUAGUCACUAACUAACAGAUAAGCCUUACAGUCAAACCACAAAACAGCACAAAACCUGGACUGACAAGCUGGGGUCUGCUAUUACGCAUCUCUCGGACUUUGUGUGUUAUCAAAGGAGCUGUGCAAAACUGUUGUAGGCUACUAUGAUGUAUGCUAGAUGGAGGGAAACAUCUCGAGUUGAUGUGGGACCCUGAGGUAUUUUCAGGAGCACAUAGACAUUUUUCAAAGGUUCAAAUCAGAAGCACACCACCACGCAACACAAACCAAAAAAAAGGACAAUGUAUUAAAGCUCCGUCUACUGAGCCGAACCAGGCAGUUUUGUUACAUUUCUUUAUUGACUCCAUCUUCCUUUCAAUGUUUCCCCUGUUAUGACCACUCGAUGGGCUGAUUGUCUAGUGUUGGAAUGGCAUCUACUGUAUGUUGUGUUCUCUCCGGUGUUAGUGCUUGAUUGCUAAUGUGUAGAUUCUGAGCAUGUAUGUCUGGGUGUUUUUGUGUGUUUGGGUCAGUGGGUCAGGUGCUUGUGUGUAUGGGUGUGUGGGUAUGUGUUGAAGAAGCAGUGUGCUUUAAAAAAAUAUAUAUGUUAUUCUGCGGCAGAAUGUUCGGAGGGCCCCUGAUGGUGCCCAUUCUCGCCAAAGUUCAGACCUUGAUCUUAACUUCAAAAUGAAGAACAACAACAAAAUGUAACAUGAACUUCCUUCUUUUAGUGGAGAAUACCACGAGGACUGACAGGCUGUAAAUCGUGCAAAGGAGUGCUUUUCAAUUUCAACAUUUCCAUAUGGAUGUUACUUUUGAGACAGCGACGGGAGUACCCCUUGACUUAAAGCAUUAACCGUGUGUAUUUUUGGGCUGGACACGGUAUAAGAGAAACUACAAUAGGAAAAGUGACAUCAGUCAUUUGAUCAAAGCAAUAGAGGCAGUAUGUGUAAAAUAGAAUGGGUUAUUCUGAAGGUUUCUUUUUGCUGAUCGUUGAAAGUGAACAUGUAUACAAAUCAGCAUACUCCUGCGGAUGGACUACUGCAUGUAUGUGGCUGUCAGGUUGGAAAUACUACUUUGUCAGUAAACAAGAACAACAAAAAAAGAAAUUAAAAGUUGUCGUUAGUAACUGAACUGUGAGGUACCAGUGUGGCAAAUGUUGCAUAUCUGAGACUUUAUUGUCUACCAAAGCCCUUCAACUUACAAUCAGAAGAUGUGUCAAUUCCUCACAACAGCUUUAGAAUAUGCUGUAUUUUGGCUUCUUUCAAAGUGCGUUCUCGUGCUGUGCAUGAAAUUCCAGCCGUGUGCUUUUUUAAAAGGGAAUUUACCCACUGUUAAGGAGAUUGCAUUCAUGGUAAAUGCUGCAGCUCAAACGUAAAUUCGACACACGCCUAAACAAGUGCAAUGCAUUUGUUGUCAAUGCAUUUCGGGUUGAAUCCUGGCCUUAGUGUGUUGACUAUAUCAUUUCAUUCAGCAAAUUAUGACCCAAACACACCCAUUCCUUUUUUGUUUGUUUUUAUUUUCUAGCCCUUUUCCUCCCCAAUUUCGUAGUAUCCAAUUGGUAGUUACAGUCUUGUCUCAUUGCUGCAACUCCCGUACGGACUCGGGAGAGGCGAAGGUCGAGAGCUGUGCUUCC